Messenger RNA from Symbiodinium necroappetens, 250 nucleotides. The record is from the annotation of a GenBank genome assembly. NCBI's taxonomy places the organism in Eukaryota, Dinophyceae, Suessiales, Symbiodiniaceae.
GCUUGCGCGUCUUGGUGCCACCCGGAACUUCAGCGCCGGACUGCCUGAGUGGCUCUUCCAGCUCCACGUCGACAGGUACACCGAGAAGAUUACGAAGUACUGCAAGGUGACGGGCAUUGACUCACCAGAGCAGCUCUCGCAGAAAGCCAAAGAUGUGGCCGCCGCAGCAGAACCACAUAACGUGACCGCGGCGGCGCAGUUGGCCGGCAUCCUUGGUGCCUGGGAAGGUAAAGACAGGGGACGGAAUUAG